CGACGAUUGUAAUUGGCCCUGCCGGAAAUAAAUGAAACAUGAAUUAAAUAAUAAAUACAAUCCUGGAUGAGACAUAUAAUUAUCGGGGUGGGGCCCAUCCCCACCCUCGCUUCCGACUACCCUACAGCAGGUUAUUUGUUUUGUUUAGCUGGCUUCCUAAUAUCGUUUCAAUGACGUAUUUUAUCUGGACGUUUCAGAAAGGUGAUAAGAAGUUUAAAUUAGAUACAUUUUGGUAUGUCGAGGUAAGCCUGAACAUGUUUUAUGUCUUUUAAAUACUAUGAUAGUCAUUGCAUAAAAAGAGUAAUAUUUUUAUUAGAAUUUAAUGAAAAAGAUUUUACAGUGAUGAUUUUACAAAAUCUAAAUGCAAGGAUUUUGAUCUUUGCGGUGACAGAAAAAAGUAAAUCAGGGUGCGAUAAUUCGCUAGCUUGUGAUCAUGUCUUCUUUGGUAAAUACGAGCCUUAAUCUGGUCGCUUUCCACCAAUAAUAUAGUUUUACAGUAUCUUUAGUAUCCAAUCAAAAUGUCCCAAGAGGAAUGUCAUAUACUAAACAUAUGAAUAUAUUAUUAUAUAAAUAUUUCAUGAUGUCUAACUAGUAAGACUCCAAUGAAAAGGAAUAAGUAAGUUUAAGUAAUUACUGUAUACAUAUAAGUAUUAAAUGAAAAACCCAGACAGAAAAAAAACAAGGAAAUCAGAGUGGGGGCUGGAAGUAGAGUAAGAAGGGGGACAGCUUGCUUGUUUAAAGAAGGUUUGAAUUUGGAAAUUAAAAGGCUUAAAAUUUCGAGUUAAAAUUUCAUUAGGCUUGACGCAAGAAGAACGAGUUCCGAAGUUAUCAAUAGAAGAUGUGUGCCGUGUGAUAUAUUGUUGCUCUCUUUGCCUGUUAAGGCGGAAAGACCCAUAGGUGUUUCGAUACUCGGAUGUGUACAGUAGAUUAUGCACCUUUUGUCCCACAUAAGUGAGCGUUCAAACUUGGGGUCAUCUUGUAAAAUCUAGCUCUUCCAUUUUCCUGUUGUAGUCAAUUUUGUCCAGUAUGACAACUCCAUCGCCUUUUUUAUGUUGUACAUGGUACAACUGUAGUUUAUCUUAAAGACUACGCCCACCUCGAACCUUAAAAGUUUGUACUAGCUCAAAUAACCUGCAAUAAUCAUUGCAGUACCAGUGAGGUACAACUAAAACUCUUGAUUUAUCCUACCCUGAAUCAAUUACUGUAACUGAGUACUAAAGUAUACUGUUGAUUGUUGAAUUUCAUAUUCCUUGAACCUUAAUUAAUAUCUAUAGUAUACUGUCACACUAAUUUUAUGCUCCUCACCCUGAAUUAAAAGUAUUGUUACAGUUAUGUAAGAGAGGUGUCUAUAUAUAACAACACUACAGUUUCAAUGACCACAAAAAUUGUGCAAAACUCGUUAGGUUAUUGGGGAUCCAAUGUAAUGAAUGACUCCCCCACGCAUGUUCUAAAAAGUAUAAAGGAAUUAUCUUAAAUUUUACUUAGAAUAAUUUUUAUGUGGUUGUCAGCACAAUUUGUAAAUAUUUUUCGUAAGAUAACGACUUUGAAUUCCGUCGAUGUAUAAAUAAAGAUAGGGACCCUAUAAAUAAAAGCGUUGUUGUUUCUAUAGUAGCUUCUAGCCCUCUGCUUUUAUAAAGUUUCUAUAAUUAUUGUUAAUUGUAACGUUUUUGGUGGAGCUAGUAUACAGUAAAUAAAUAUCUAGUUCAAAUAAUUAAUGAAGACUUGUUAAUUUCUUUGUAGGCAUUCGUGAAUCCUCUUCAAGGAAUAUUUAACUAUUUCCUUUACCGUCGCGCAUUUAGAGUAACAGCAACAGACACUCGACCUGAACCCAAUGCCUUACCUCGUGUUAGAGUAACUCCAUCGUUAGAUCAUUAUAGUGGGAGUAGCAAACUACCAUCCAAAAACUCACGAAAUCAGACUUUACAAAGAAUUACUUCUUCAAUGUCAAGUCAUGACGAGGAGUCGCCGCUUAUCAGACCGCGAAAUGAAGCUUCUGGUCCUCAUUAUGUUUAUAUCAGUAAACUGUUAGGAGAAUGAAUUUCGGGUAUUGUUAACUACAGGGAAAGAAGCACCAUUAUGUUCCACUGGGGGAAUAUACAUUCAAUAAGCUAAGUUCGGAGUUGCAACUGUGCGCCAACUGAGUGGGGGAUAAAACAUCACUGUUCUUAUAAAACACGUGGCCAAACACGAAUGAUUUAAAUAGAAAAAAGUUGUCAAAAAACCGAGCCGUUUUUACAACACUCUGCACUCCAAAGUUGGGUUGACCCACUUCAAAUUACAAAAAUUUUCACUUAUAAUAUACACUUUCCUUAUUCAGCCGGCCAUGGGAGAAAAGGUGUAAGAAUUAAUCAAUAUAUAGGAAAACUUUAUUAAACUAAGGUAUGGAUGCAUGGGUGACAGAACAGUUGAACAGUUUGAUACCCAUACUGUAUUUUAAAUCGUCCAAUCUCAGCUAUACUUAAUUGAUGUGAUCCUAAUCCAAGCUCAGAACGUGACAUUUUUAUUCACAGUCAAAACUCUGAACUGACUUAUAAUUUAUUCCGGGAGAGUGAACACCGCGUGUAUUGUUGUAUACAGGGGAUCCAGCAGAGGCACAAUGAAUUGAACAUUCAUGAUAGUUUUAUUCACAAGACUUUGGGAGACGUUAACGUAUAAGGCCAAUGUGCCUAGAAGACCAUACAUACCAGCCUAAUGGUAAUAAUGUUUGACUAGAAUAUUCAAAAAAGAUGAAACUGUUUUUGCUAUAAAUGUUAAAUAUAGCAUAAAUAUCAUAAUGAUAAAUGUAGUUCAUAAUGAUGAAAUUAUCUAUAGUGACGGGUGACGUCAUUCACUGCGAAGGUAUAUAUAUUCACUGCAUGAAGUACGGUAUAUGUGAAUUAGAAUAACC
Messenger RNA from Paramuricea clavata, 2887 nucleotides. Lineage: Eukaryota; Metazoa; Cnidaria; Anthozoa; Malacalcyonacea; Plexauridae. The record is from the annotation of a GenBank genome assembly.